Lathyrus sativus (Indian pea) is the source of this 609-nucleotide messenger RNA. The record is from the annotation of a GenBank genome assembly. NCBI's taxonomy places the organism in Eukaryota, Viridiplantae, Streptophyta, Magnoliopsida, Fabales, Fabaceae.
AUGUCAAAUAGAGUCCUCACCGUAGUCAUCCUUGCUCAUGUGUGGCUUUUGAUGGCUACAACAUCAAUAGCCCAAAUUGUGAUUGACACGAGUGGCGACGCAGUUGAGGACGAUGAGGAAUACUUCAUCAGGCCUGCUAUCACAGGUAAUGGAGGAGGUUCAACAUUGAUCACCGGAAAUGCGCCAUGCCCUCUGCAAGUUGGUCUUGUCACCACUGACUUGGGACAUGGUUUGCCGGUUGUAUUCACACCUUUUGUCUCCCGUGAUGAUGAGGACGACAUUCUUCUUGACCGAGACUUGAGAGUAACAUUCGUAGCUUCCUCAACUUGCGCGCAGUCAACAUCAUGGAGAGUGGGUGAGAAAGAUGCUACGAGUGGAAGGAGGCUGAUUAUAACCGGAAGGGAUGACAGUACAGUUGGAUCAUAUGGUAACUUUUUUAGGAUUGUGCCAACACAAACUAGAGGCAUCUAUAACAUCCAAUGGUGCCCUGCAGAGGUAUGCCCCAGUUGUAAGUUUGAAUGUGGGACAGUUGGUGUUAUUCGUGAGAAUGGCAAGAUUCUGUUGGCCUUGGAUGGUGGUGCACUCCCUCUUGUUUUCCAGAAAGAAUGA